AUGAAUUCAAACGCAAUCGAGGGGUGGCUGGCAUCCGUCGAGCGACUCUUUGCCACCAUCAAAGCUACUCCUGUUAUCUCUGGACUUGCUGUUACUGUUGGGCUGGGCACUGCUUGGGUAAUUCACGACUACAGGCAAUGGAAAGCCUUUGGCACCGGCGGCACCCCGCCUAACGUGUAUGGCUAUUGUCGAAUGACUAUACUUCGCAUCAGAUUUGCUUACCACGUACCGCUCCAAACCAACCCCGAGACACUGAGGAAUGACGGACCGUCGUUUCUCAAAGCUAUUCCACAACGAGCCGGUGGCCGCCCAAGACUUAUGCCACGCAUCCUCCCUCAACGGCAGAGACCAGAGCCUAUAGAACCAGCAACUCACCACAAGCUCAUGGCCCUCAUGAGCCGCGUAGCGAGUCAGCACUCAGACAUCCUCGAAACCAGACUCUCGCACACCGAAGGAACCGCAGACGGCUUGUAUGCACGCAAAAACAACAUAAACGUAAACCCCAUUGUUGCCGCAGAUCGCGAACUAAACUACGAAAUUGGCCAUGCACAUCACGCUGACAAUAGUUUACAUCUUUGGUUAAGUGAAGCGGAUGCAAGGAAAGUCAUUGAGGCGCGUUGGGGGCAGAGGUUUUGUCUACCGACUGUGCAGAGGGGGUGGACAAUGAUUUACGCGCCGCGGAACGCAGAGGAGCUGAAGUUGAUUGAAGAGUUUGUCAAGGCGAGUGUGAGAUGGGUUACUGGUGUUGCUAUUUGA
This is a messenger RNA of Talaromyces marneffei, 756 nucleotides long. RefSeq lists its product as uncharacterized. NCBI's taxonomy places the organism in Eukaryota, Fungi, Ascomycota, Eurotiomycetes, Eurotiales, Trichocomaceae. The coding region runs from base 1 to 756 and encodes 251 amino acids. The transcript has 3 exons. The record is from RefSeq and is a predicted model, not a curated record.